AUGAGUAAAUUUACAACACUUGGACUGUUUAAUGAUGAAAUCAACAAUAUAAGCUACAAUGAUCGUUUUUAUAAUAGUAAUGCAUUAAUAGACCCAAAAAACAUCCCUAAUAAAGUUUGCAAUAGUAAUAACAAUCCAGCUCAAAAUCACAAUAAAACAAAUAGUAUAGAAAGCAUCCGAGAAUCUGAACAUCUUGAUGAUGAUGAAAAUAAUAUAGAUGAUAACUCCGUAGGUAGUUUUGAGAAGAUAUGUAGUAUUUUAUGGUCAUUUUGUCCUACAGUAUCACCAAUUUUAUGGCAAUUAGGUUUAAUAUUUAUGUAUAUUUAUCUUAUUGAAAGGUUUAUACAUGAGAGGUCAUCAACAUUAGAACUUACAUAUUCAGUUUAUUUAGACCAAUAUAAAUGUGUCGGAAUAAUUUUAGGAAUAGAUAUAUUGGUAUUAUUAAUAGUAUUAUUAAUAAGAUCUACGCUAUUGAAUACCAUUUUUCAAAUAUUAUUUCCAGAAGGAAGAUUUACUAUUGCCUUUAAAAGUAUUUUAGAUCCAGAUAUUUUUUUGUUGAUUUGGUGUUGUACAAUGGUUAUUAUUUGGAUUUCUCAAUUAAAAAACUCGAAAGAAAGCUAUAAUUUUUCAUUUUUUUUAGCAUUUAAAAUGAAUUCAUUAACAAGGGAUAUUGUAGUUAUGUCACAUAAUAUAAUGUUUAUACUGGCAUUAAGAAAUUUAAUAUUAAAUAUUAUAAUGUUUUAUUUUUCAGCUGGAUUCUUAUUGAAUAUGAACCCUCAAGUUGUGAAUUUUUUAACUUUUUAUUCUUAUAUUAGGAAACUGAACUCAAUAUGGUCUGGUUUAUCUAGUAACUUUAUUCGUGACUCAUCUAUUCCAGUCAAACAAUCCUUGAAUCCAUCCCAAGGAAUUAACAAGUUACCACAAAUGUUAAAAUCAAAAGCAAUAGAGAGAACUAAAACUUGUAGAAUACAUAAUUGGCUUGCUUUACAGUUAAUCAAACAAAAUCCUGUAACUGUUAUGGUAAAUAAUACAAGACAUGAAUUACUUUCAAAAAAAGAUACUCAUGAAUUUGCAAAGUUGCUAUUUUGGGAUAUAGUUCACAAUACAGACAAUAUAAUAAGUUGGAAUAGUGAAUUUAUAAAGUUUAAAAGAAAUGAAUUUUCGAAAAAUAUGUCUAAUAUUAAUAAUUUAGAUUGUAAUCUUGAGUCAGUUAUUGUUCGCGAUAACCCUACUUGUAGUGACCAAUUUAUGGGUAAUUCUACAACAUUACCUUUAAAUAUAAAUGAACAAUCGAUUUAUCCUAAUUCUCCUAGUAUGGAUAAUAUAUAUGAUAUUACUACAAAUCCAAAUGAAAUUACAACAGCUUCAACAAAUACUAUAAAAACUCCCCAGCCCUAUACUCCUUCAAUAUAUGCAUCAUCUAUAUCUUCUUUAUCAUCACUGCUAUUUGCAGAUAAUAAUUCAAACGAGGAAGGAGCUAUAAAUACUUAUAGAUUUAAUAGUGAAAAUUACUUAUCUCCUGUUAGUUCAAAUGGAAUUCAAAGUAAAGAAAUCAACUGCAAUAUGUUUCUGUCAUCUAAAAUACCUAAGAAACAACUCCAUAGAUACAUUACUAAGGAGGUACUUGAAGUCUUAUUUCCUAACGAUCAUGAGAUAUUCAUGAAGCUUUUUAAUAUAGAUGGUCAUGAGAAAAUAACAGAGAGUGCAUUUAUCAGAGGUUUUGUAUCUACAUAUGAGCAAAGGAAAAAGCUUAUUAGUAAUAUUGAUGGUCAAAGAGGAAUUACCAAUGUUUUAAGGAGAAUGUUAUCUGUAUUUUUGUGGUUCUUCACGAUUGUUAUUACUUUAAUAGUAAUAGGAGUCAAUAUCAACACUAUCUUUAUAUCUGGAGCAGCAUUAUUGACUACUGUAGCUAUAUCACUGAGUCAUAUGUAUAGCAGUUUUUUUACUUCAGUUAUUUUUAUAGUAUUUCAAAAUCCUUAUAAUAUUGGAGAUCGUAUUCGUAUCAAUAAUGAUAGAGCAAUGUAUGUUAGAAAAAUUGGAACAUAUUGCACAGUAUUCUCCACAUUACAUGACCAGCCUGUUACAUAUCCCCAUACUUGGCUAGCAGAGCAAGCAAUUUAUAAUGAGGGAAGAUGUCACCAAGCUACUCUUGAGAUUGUAUUUCGUAUAUCUUCUGAAGCUAGUCCAUUUGCAAUCCAGAACUUCAAAAAGGAAAUGGAGACUUAUGUAAACAAUAGACCAAUGGAAUUCGUAAAAGAUUCGCUUUUUUUUUAUUGCUACUCAAUACAACCAGGACACUAUGCUGAAGUUGCAGUUUGGGUAACUCAUGUGGAGCCUUGGAGUAACAGUAGACCACUUUGGGAAUCUCGUACAAAACUAAAUUUUUUUAUUCUCAAUACUUUAAAAAAGCAAGGAGUUAAUUAUAUGCAACCAGUAUUACCUAUUUCUGUGGGCGAAAAAUAUUGA
This is a messenger RNA of Cryptosporidium muris RN66, 2466 nucleotides long. RefSeq names its product mechanosensitive ion channel family protein. Gene Ontology annotation, cellular component: plasma membrane. NCBI's taxonomy places the organism in Eukaryota, Apicomplexa, Conoidasida, Eucoccidiorida, Cryptosporidiidae. Gene Ontology annotation, biological process: monoatomic anion transport; transmembrane transport. The record is from RefSeq and is a predicted model, not a curated record. The transcript has 5 exons. Bases 1 to 2466 code for a protein of 821 amino acids. Gene Ontology annotation, molecular function: mechanosensitive monoatomic ion channel activity.